AUGGCGAACAGAGGCUACGAUGUCGUCGUAGAUGUCGAUCAAGAGGGCGACCUCGGCCAUACCGACCUCCAAGAGGACCUUGAAUUCCACAGCUCCAACUUCGAAACCCAACCCUCUGGCCGUGGCGCCCCCAAGAUCCAACCCGACUCGUCAUCCGCCUCCUUCCUCCCCGGCCCCGGCGGCUCCUCCUCCAACAACCCCACAUCGCGAAAGCACUAUCUCUGGUCGCUCAACUUUUACGCCCAAGCCUUCGACGUCGACACCGCCGAAGUCCUCCGCCGCUGCACCUCAACCAUCUACCCACGCGCCAACUUCCUCGAUGUGCUAGAAGGGAAUCCAGAUCUCUACGGCCCUGUAUGGAUCGCUACAACCGUCGUUGUCAUCUUGUUCUUGACGGGGACGAUUAGCCAAUAUUUGGCCAUGAAGGGCGAGGAGCACUUUGCGUAUGACUUCAAGCUGUUGAGUGGGGCAGCGGGACUGGUCUAUGGGUACACGGCCUUUGUGCCCGUGGGGCUUUGGGGUGUUCUGAAGUGGUAUGGGAGUGAGAGUGCGAAUCUGCUCGAGUGCUGUUGUUUGUAUGGAUAUGCGAACUUGGUUUGGAUUGCCGUCAGUCUGGUGGCAUGGAGUCCCUGGGGUAUUCUCAAUUUCACGGUUGUAGCCCUUGGUCUCGCGGCCUCUGCCUUCUUCCUCCUACGAAACCUUUACCCUGUGCUCAGCACUACUGAAGCCAAGACAAGCAAGAUCCUGCUCAUUGUCGUUUUCGUGCUACAUGCUGGUUUCGCCAUCGCCAUUAAGGUCCUGUUCUUCGCUGCGACAAGUCCGGUGGGACCGAACAAGGGUGCCGACAAGGAUGCUGGGAAGGGUGUGGCUGAUGGGGGCUCCGAGGGUAAAGGGGAUAUGUUGAGGAUGCUCAUGGGUUGA
Alternaria postmessia is the source of this 921-nucleotide messenger RNA. RefSeq lists its product as uncharacterized. The record is from RefSeq and is a predicted model, not a curated record. Bases 1 to 921 code for a protein of 306 amino acids. Gene Ontology annotation, biological process: vesicle-mediated transport. Lineage: Eukaryota; Fungi; Ascomycota; Dothideomycetes; Pleosporales; Pleosporaceae. Gene Ontology annotation, cellular component: Golgi apparatus; membrane. Gene Ontology annotation, molecular function: small GTPase binding. The transcript has 4 exons.